This is a messenger RNA of Oppiella nova, 399 nucleotides long. The record is from the annotation of a GenBank genome assembly. Lineage: Eukaryota; Metazoa; Arthropoda; Arachnida; Sarcoptiformes; Oppiidae.
AAACACGUAAUGCCCGGGGAGUGACUCCUAUUAUAGAAGCACUAAAAUCAGUGGGCGGGUGGCCUAUAUUGGGACAGUCGGGUGGCUAUAAUGAGAAAGAAUUUCAUUGGAAGGAUGUGUUUGUCAAGCAAUUCGUCAAAUAUGUAUUACCGGACUCUAACGAUACUCUUGUCAAUAGAUUAUACUUUGACAGUGAUCAAUUUGUCCUCAAUUAUCCGGCAAUUCCACAGCCUAAUGAUACUAAGCAAUAUGCAAAUCCCGAUACUGCGAGAGCUUAUAAGGAGUUUAUACUACAAACGGCACUACUAUUGGGCGCUACUAAUGAUAGCCAAACUCGCAAGGAUGUGGACAGCAUAUUUUUAUACGAAGAAGCACUAGCAAGGGCUCAACCUAUUAUCU